AACACAUUUCAGUGACUAAAUUAUAUAUAUAUAUAUUUGAUAAUAGUUAGGUCACAGAAAAGGGCACGGUUGAAGCGGUGGUUUUUCAAAAUCGAAGAUGAGCAGCAGCCGUAAAGGUCCGCCGAAGCACCAGAACAAAUUCGCCUGGAAACCUCACGGCGGCGUCACCAUCAACCCCACCGAAGUCGGCGGGAGAUUCAGGCCGUAUUCGGAAAUAACAGGGGUUUGUUAUCGCUGCAAAGAACAGAUUGAUUGGAAACGAAAAUACGGCAAAUAUAAGCUCCUUACUGAACCUGCCAAAUGCCAGCGGUGUACUAAGAGGAAUGUUCGUCAAGCUUAUCACAAUGUCUGCCAUGGUUGUGCAAAAGAGCAUAAGAUCUGUGCCAAAUGUUCGUGCCGUGUUGACAAUACAAUUGGAAGAGAUAUUUCGGAAGUAGAAGCUGAGAAGAAGACAUUAGACGAGGCAAUCAAGAAUGCUCGGGAGAGGGAUAGGCGAUCCUUACUAAGAGCUAUGGAGAAAGGAAAAACUAACUCAGCUUCAAAUCAAAUCAAUGAUAACGAGUCUGAGGCUGGUGAAUUAUUCACCACACCGUCAUUUGAAGAGUUUGCAGAAUUCCGAAGAAACCAAGAGGAAGAUGACUAUAGCGAUGAAGACGAGCCCCAAAGUGUUGAUUCGACAGUUGAUUGCCGAAGUUACAUCUAGAGGGCCUUAAUUAAUCUUGUGUUUCGAAGUAUUAUUAUUGGCACAAUAAUCUUGUUAUUUAACAUUUUAACAAAAUUGCUUGCUUGUUCAAGAUCUUGAAAGAAUAGAGUCUGUAUUUAUUGGAGUGAAUAAAAAUUACAUAAUGCCGAAA
Erythranthe guttata (spotted monkey flower) is the source of this 854-nucleotide messenger RNA. RefSeq names its product small acidic-like protein. Lineage: Eukaryota; Viridiplantae; Streptophyta; Magnoliopsida; Lamiales; Phrymaceae. The record is from RefSeq and is a predicted model, not a curated record.